Molecule: messenger RNA, 5348 nt
Organism: Strongylocentrotus purpuratus (purple sea urchin)
Lineage: Eukaryota; Metazoa; Echinodermata; Echinoidea; Camarodonta; Strongylocentrotidae
Product: cyclin-dependent kinase-like 1
Exons: 10
Coding region: 394-1479 (361 amino acids)
Biological process (GO): protein phosphorylation
Cellular component (GO): nucleus
Molecular function (GO): ATP binding; cyclin-dependent protein serine/threonine kinase activity
Source: RefSeq, a predicted model, not a curated record
AAUGGCGACCAGAUAUUUCACGAAAAUAGAGAUAGCGAGGUAGGAUAAAAUAUGUUGACAUUGGAAUUUGAUUUGAUUAUGCAGUUGUAUAUUUCACCAUUCAGGUCAACCUACAUGUAAUCCAGUGCUGCACCAGGAUUCUUGGAAAGACAAUUUUAAUUUGCGCUCUGCGUCUAACUUCUAUGUGGGAAGGAUUUAUCUGGAAAUUUUCAACAUGCAGAGCCAGUCAAGUACUAUUGAAAAGUGUGAAAGCUCUCUGGAGCACUGAUUGCCGUCCAUCCAUGAAUCUAAAUACAGGAUAAGAGAGAAGGAGAAAAUCAGCGAGUGACGACUGUUGACGUGAUAAAGACAAAUUGACUUGGUGCUGGAAGGCAUAGCAUUUCAUCUGAAAUCAUGGACAAGUACGAGAGAUUAGGGAAGAUCGGAGAGGGGUCAUAUGGAGUGGUGUUUAAAUGUAGGCACAAGGACACUGGAACAAUAGUUGCCAUCAAGAGAUUUGUAGAGUCAGAAGAUGACCCUCUCAUCAAAAAGAUUGCAUUGAGAGAGAUUCGUAUGCUGAAGCAACUUAAACACGAGAAUCUUGUUAAUCUGAAAGAGGUCUUCAGGAGGAAAAAGAAACUUCAUCUUGUAUUUGAAUAUUGUGAUUAUACAGUACUCAAUACAUUAGAAGCCAAUGUGAAUGGAGUCCCAGAAGGGCAGGGUAUGAACAUAGUCUACCAAACAUUAGAAGCUGUCAACUUUUGCCAUCAACACAAUUGUAUUCAUAGAGAUGUCAAACCAGAAAAUAUCCUCAUCACCAAAGAUGGCAGAAUUAAGCUAUGUGAUUUUGGGUUUGCCAGAAUAUUAACUGGUCCCGAUGAUGAGUAUACAGACUAUGUAGCGACCCGAUGGUACAGAGCACCAGAGCUCCUGGUAGGGGAUAUGGUGUAUGGCCCACCCGUUGAUGUAUGGGCCAUCGGUUGUGUAACGGCAGAACUCAUAGCAGGAGAGGCGCUCUGGCCGGGCAGAUCAGACGUGGAUCAGCUGUAUCUCAUCAAACAAACACUAGGUGAUUUGAUUGACAGACAUUCCAAGAUUUUCAGCACAAAUCACUUCUUCAAAGGCAUGAGUAUUCCUGAACCAGAGAGGAGGAUACCAUUAAAGGACAAGGUUAGGAAUCUCAACUCGACUGCAUUGACUUUCUUGGAGGCUUGCCUGCAGAUGGAUCCCGCUGACAGACUAAGCUGUCAAGAGCUGAUGGAGAUGCCUUUCUUUGACAGGCAUAAGGGUCUGGACGACAGGCAUUCAGACUCAACAAAUGUCCGCAGGCACAGAUCAAAAUUGGGUCUUCGCAAGGACAACAGCCACUUACCUCAGCUGAACUCCCAAGGUUUACAGGAAAGCCUCUCCAAAGGUCACCAGAACCUGGGACACAAGAAAGUAGAGAACGAGAAGCUGCUGAAGAGGGACCGUCUACCAAACAUUGAUUCCUUUAAAUAGAGGGAAUCCUUAAACCAAACAUAGAUUCCUUUGGAGUGACCACUUACCGAGUAGUGAUUCCUUUGAAUAGUAACUACCAGGUUGUAUUCAAGACCAAGCCUCUCUGAGUCUGAGACCCAAAGCGUCAUCGCUGUCAAAGACUUGAUGGAGCAUGUUAGUGACUUUGACUGCAUGCCCUAUUUCAGAUGAAUUUUGUUACUAAUCUUAUUGUCCUUGAUAUUGUCCGUCAUUUUCUGACUUAUCAAGUGUUGAUUCUUUUAAAUAAACACUACCAGGUUGUAUUCAAGCUCAAGUCUCUCUGAGUCUGAGUCCCAAAGCGUCAUCACUGUCAAAGACUUGAUGAAGCACAUUAGUGACUUUGACAAUGUGCCCUAUUACAGGUCAACUGUGUUACUAAUUUUGUUGUCCUUGAUGUUGUCCAUCAUAUUCUGACUUAUCAAGUGUUGAUUCUUUUAAAUAGUAACUACCAGGUUGUAUUCAAGCUGAAGCCUCUCCUAGUUAAAGUCUCAAAGCAUCAUCACUGUCAAAGACUUGAUGAAGCACGUUCAGUGGCUUUGACAAUGUACCCUAUUACAGGUCAACUUUGUUACUAACUCUAUUGUCCUUGAUAUUGUCCUUGAUAUUUUCCGUCAUAUUCUGACUUAUCGAGUGUCGAUUCUUUUAAAUAGACACUACCAGGUUGUAUUCAAGCUGAAACCUCUCAAAGUGUCAUCACUGUCAAAGACUUGAUGAAGCAUGUUCAGUGGCUGUGGCAAUGUGCCCCAUUGCAGGUCAAACUGGGUUCAUAUUUUAUUGUUGUUCAUGUUGUCUGUCAUAUUACGAUAUUAAGGACUCUCUUGCUGCGGUCAUGCCUCGUAUACAUGAUCAGUUAACAGUUUAGGAAUAGGAAACCCCCUUUCCUCCGAAGAAUGACCAAGCAUAGGUGACGCUCUUCCAACUUCAACUCCACAUCUCGAUCUACAUUAUUGAAGAAUCUGAGGGGUUGUACUAAUCCUUGCAAAUUUGAGUUUCCAACCCAAUUUUUUUCUGUCAAGAAAUACAUUCUUCUUUAUAUCAGAAAGAUACUGCUAGGAAUUUAACCUGCAUGCGCACACAAUUUACCGUGAUUAAAUCUGAAAUCUCUGAAUUAUUACACCUGUUCCAUAAAAAUGUGGAAAGGGCAGAUUUCAGCCAAGCUGUGUGUACUAGCAUUACAGAAGCAGCACCCGAAGAGAAUCCACAUUGAUCAUUUUGUUAGUGAAUAGACAAACAUUAGUCUAAUGUAGGGGCAAAUUGUUUUUAUUUCUUCAUUUUCUUUGUUUAUAUAUGGACAAUCAUGACUAUGUAAAUGUGACUCUUAUUAUUAAAGGUGAUAUGAUUAUGACUACUUAUUCAUGUAUUUUCUAAACAAAUUUAUUGAUGAAAAAAAAAGAAUUCAUGUAGCUCUUGUUUAUUUUAUUUGUUAACAAAAAAAAAGAUGGACAGUAAAGUGCUAUUUAUAAGCACCAAUUAUGGUUAGCUUUAUUGUCUGAAAUUUGAUAAUUUUGUUUUUUAAUAUAUAAUUCUAUCCUCUAAAUGAAGGUACUGUGUAAAGUUUUACUAGUUAAAAGUACAUGUAAACUGGUACUUAUAUUUUGUGCUGUAUAUGGCCAAAAAACAACAACAACCCUUUCUUGUUCUAUUUCUGUGUUUUAGUCCGAUUGCAGACAAAUUUGUUUAUUGGAAUGUCUAGCAUGACAGACUACAACCAGACGUACCACUGGUUUAUGCACAGAAUAAUGAUGUCAGAGUUUAAUACCAAAUGUUCAAGUGAUUUUUUCAAAUAGUAUUAUACUAAUGUAGAAUGUAUUUUACAAUGAGAGAUGUCACAUAUGUAAUUAUUAAAACAUAUAGUUAUUAUUGGGAGUUUGAGUUAUUUGAAGCACACUGCCUCUGACAAAGAACAUUGCGUAUGAAAAACCAAAUAUCUAAUCAGAUUUAACAAGCUUGUAAUCAAGAACUUUACAUGUCCUGAAGAUGUGUAUUAAAGUGUGUAUUAAAAACCAUAUACCUAAUCAGUUUUAAAAAGCUUGUAAUCAAGAUCUUUAGAUGUACUUAAGAUGUAUUAGCAGCAAAAGAAAUUGAAAAAAUGUUUGUAUUUUAUCUGAAAUCAUUAUUAUUGUGUAAGAUUUGUGAUAGUACAUUGUAUGCCUUUAGCAGUGUCUGCAAUAAUGCUUUAAUGAUGUACUAAUUGGAUUCGCCUUAGUCAUGUACUAUUCUAUAAUGGAAAAAAGGGAUUAAAUUACAUGUGCAUGUUGUACAUUAAUUAUAGUACUUCUGAACAAUAAUUUGCGUUCUUAAAUCGUUUAUGAUUAGAGAGUAAUGCCAAAAUGAUCAUGUACUUGUAACAUAAAAAUCUAGUACUAGGAAGUAUGAAGAUUGUGUUUGUUUAUUAAAAUCUCCAGAUAGAAGUGCUAAUAUCUAGGUAGAUAGAUAAACUAAAGAGUUUAGAAAAUAGAGCAGUGGACUUUCAUAAUUUCGAUUUUCAUUGAGUAAUUCUUGUGUGGAUAAACAACAAAUAGCAGUGUCUAUGUGCAUCGGCUAUUUUCAUGUUUAAAGUGUUUAUAGGAUAAGCAUGUGUAACUAUUAAAAGGUACUACAGAAAUUACUUAGUCACCAAUAAAGUGAUGAAAAGGCAUUACACAUAUCAGUGGGGAUACUCGAGGUUUAAGGUACAUUGCGCCUUUUAUUUUGAACUCAGACGGGUAUUGUUACCUGCUCUUACAAAAUUGAUUCUGAUUUUGUUUUGAAAGACUGCAAAUUUGGAGCAAGCAAUUAUAUAUAAAAAAAGCCUGCAUCAUUUUUCCUAUCUCCAUCAAGAUUGGCAUUCUCAUUGACUAUUACACACCCAUUAUGAGAUCACGGCUUUAUUUUCUUUGAUAUUGUUUUCAUGUAUAUGUAUGUGCAUAUUUUUGUGUGCACUUCCUACUAAAUUUGGUACCAAAAACGUUAUGCGUAUAUGGAGAAUGUUCAAUUAUCGUGUAGUUGAAACUAUGAAAUGACUAGAUCGAUUUACUGUGUAUUUGACUUGGGACAUCAUUAUUUGGUCCUUUAUCCUCAUCAUUUCCUUGUUAUUUUAUGUUUAAGAGACUUCUGAGAGGGACAAUACAACUUCUCUUCACUUCAAAAUUGAGCAGAGAAAGAGACGUCUUGGAAUUUCAAUGUGUAGGAUUUGGAGUAUGAUGAAACUUAACUUUUCGUAAUAUUUAUUGAAGUUGUAGAGUACCCAGAUAUGCAAAUAUCCAUUGUAUUCCUUGUUUUGUUGUACAUGUAUAGCGUAGUGUAUCAUGUCCAUUAUUGCACAACCUAUUAUGCCUGCUACAAGGCUCUUAGCCCCAUUCAGACGUGGCGCAGUAAACUGCCUAAAAAAAACGCUGCAGCAAAAUAAAAACAUUUUACAUGCAAAUGAAUUGCAAGUAGGAGUAAGGCAAACAAACAGAAUAGCUACACUUUUAAAAUUGCAAAGACCCUUAUACAUACACUUUAUGUGUAAUCCAAUAUGUCACUUGCACCGCGCUUAUGUCAUUUUAUUUUGCAGUUUUGUUUUAGGCAGUUUACCACCUCGUGUCUGAAUGGUCUUUAGGGCAAUCUUGUUCAUCUGGCUGUAGAUAUUCCUUGUUUCUGAGGUGUACAGUGAUUUCCCCAUGGAAUCAACCGGUAUCGAGGAUUGAAUGUAGUAAACUAGUAAUCUAUUCUUGUCUAUGAAUGUAUGAACUCAUUGAGAAACAUGUAUAUAGUAGGAGAGAGGAGAAAGGAGAGGAGGAAAUGUUUGUGAUUUUUUUGUUUUUUCUUGGUCAUAACUACUUUUCUUUUGUAGAAGAGAUGAAAUAAACUAGAACACAAUACAGUCA